UUUUGCAUUCUGCCUUCGCAGUUGCUGUCGCUGGUCAUCUUCCUUCAUCCAUUCCAACAAAUUUGUGUGAUUUAUCCAUGGAUUUUGUGUUUGUUUUAAUAGUUAAUAAUAUGUUUAAGAGUCUUAGUUAUUUCAUAUAUGGGAAAAUCAAGUAGCGAUUCACAGCUACGGUGUCCUUGUGGAUUUUGGGGAUCAACCAAGACAUUAGGAUUGUGUUCUGUGUGUUAUAGAAAAGCUCACAGAAUUCAGUCCCAGACACAGUCUCUCUCAUUUGAUGCAGGAAAAUCUAGUGUUGGAAGUUGUUCUAACCAGUCUGAAAGUAGUCAGGGAACAAAGAUGGAUUCUAAACCAUUUCCUUCACGUUCAACGACUGACAAUUUACCAAGUUCACUAAGUUCACCGCCUGGUGAACGAACUGCUCUGACAGCAACAUCAUCAUCAGCCAUAGAUACCACCACUACUACCAGUGGAUCUUCUACAUCAGCACACAUUUCUUCAGUGCUAGCCGCUAGUUCUGGUAAUGGAGAUAUAGGUCAGCCUGGGCCAUCAUCUACAAUAAAACAGUCAUGUGAACAGUUGCCUGACCAUAGCGAUACAGACACAUGUAGCUCUGCUUCCACAGAUCAGUCUUAUGAUAUUAGCCAUGAUCCGGGUGCAACCUCGGGUCUCGGUUCUGUGGUUUGCAGCAUUGCAUCUACUUAUUCGUCUUCAAGCAGCAUUGCUGCUUCGUUGUCCUCAACGACCACUUUGGUUGGUUCUGGAGAUCACAAAGCAACCACCUCUCAGGCUCUUGAAAGUCAGAUUUCUGCCAUCUUCGGCUUACAAAGUGACCCUAAACCUUCCAGCCAGACUAGCACUAGUAUAUCGGGUUCUAACAUUACGUCAGGUGUGUCUAAUAGCAAUGCUGCGGCUUCCACUAAAAACAGUGCAGACAGGAGUAAAGAGAGGGGGGAAGAACUUUUUGACAGCUUGCUUUCUCAGGACAAAACAUCCCCCGCAAGCUCUUCUGUACAAAUUCUGCCUUUGAUUGUCGCUAGUGGAAGUGUUGUGGACAAGAGUCCAGAAUGUUCGGCACAAAGGGGGAUUAAGAGGUCUAGAGAAGAAAUGGAAAUGUCAAGUGACAUUCAACCUACAGCUUCCCCACAGAAAAACAAAAGACGUUGCUUUACCUGCAGCUGUAAGCUUGAAUUAGCUCAGCGUACAAUAGGUCAUUGUCGGUGUGAUCGUGUGUUUUGUGCUCUCCAUCGACUGCCUGAACUCCAUGGCUGUGACUUCAAUCAUAAAGAAGAUGGCCGCAGAGAAGCCAGGGAAAAGAUGAUUAAACCAACUAGACAUCUAGGGCCUUCUUAUCGCAGAGAAGACCACUCGUGAUACACUUAGCUAACAAGUCAAAUGUGCUCUCGUCUUAAAUAUUCUAAACUUUUGUCUUGUGUCUUUGAUUGUUUUAGUGAGAAUUCAUGCCAAUAUAAUGUGGAUGCAGGCCUGCAUACUUGAGUAAAUCGAAUGUUUUCUUCAGGCAUCAAGCAAUGAAUAUGCGAAUUUAUUUCUAAAUCUUUUUUUUUUUUUCUUUAAAUUCAUUUUGGACCUGCUGCUGAUUUUGUAAAGGUCUGCUGGAACUGAAGACAAAUGUGAAAAGUGUUUGUGGUGGUAAACUGGUGGAAUCUGAGACUUGUGGGUCUGCCAUUGGGCAUGUGUUGUAAAGCCAUUAACUGUGUAUCUAAUAGUCAUCUAUGACAUGCUUGGAGCAAAGACUCUUUGUGUACAUAACUGUGGUGAGCACUGCAAGAUACUGGAGCCAUCUUACUGAGUGAAAGCAUGUUAUACAAGUUUAUGUUUGAGAUUAGACUAGACUUUUUUUUUUUUUUUUUGUUAAUCUUUACUCACAGCACCUUACAUUGUUUUUUAAUGUGCUACUAGGCAUAAUUGUAUUCUUUGAAAGAGGAUGUAUAGAUAUGUUUUAAGUACAAUACUUCUUUAAAGAUUAUGAUACAUUUAUUCAGGCUAUUUAUAGUUCUAAGAAAAUAAAGUAAGUUUUAGGCGAGCUGGCUUGGUGACUUAUUUGGACAAUUAUCUCCCCCACUUUUUUGUUAUCUUUUAAAAUCCAUAUCUGGGAAUGAUAUUGAACACUAAUUAUGGCUAAUUUAUUCUUGCAAAAUUUCAUUAUUUUGUUUGUAGCAAGUAAUUGCUGUUGAUAAAAUGUUAAUAUUUAAUUUAUUAUUUCACUAGUUUAAUGGUUUUUUUUUGUAUGUUACAGUUUUUAGUCGAUUUUUUUUUUUUAAAUUAUGUUUCAUUUUAAAUUAUGUUUCAUUAAGCUUAGUUUAAAAUUGGUUUGUCUUAUUUAAAUUACAUUUUGUUUUCUGGUUUAGAAAUGAAUGGUCUUUUUUUUUUUAAAUUUCCGUUGAGUAGGUUCUGGUGAAUAGGGGAAAUGAUUUUUUCCAGGUCAAGAAAUGUGCUGGCUUCUAUGGAAGGCACACUAUUGAUAUGCAACUAGUAUGCAAACCAAGCCAUACAAUGAAAUGUACUUUGUCGCUGGUCCACUAAUCAAAGUGUUGACUAAAGAUACUUACAGGUACAAGUUUGACUCACAAAGUUGUAUAGAAUUCUUCCUAUUUCAUUCCUCGUGUGAACCUGCCGAAAUAAGUUUAUAUUGACUGGAGAAAAAAAAAGGUUUCUCUCGUGUUUUUUUUUUUAAUAUGCAUCUUCAGAUUUAUUUAUCAAAAUGAGUUUUCAUUUCCUGUAAUAUAUUUCUGCAGAAAAAGUAUUUUUAAUUUGCUUUCAUUGCAACACCAACACAAAAAUAGGUCACAUAAUGUAAAUAAGCAGAUGAUUGGUUUAAAAAAAAAGGGGUUAUUUUAAAUCAAGACUUGUUGUAGGUCACAUGACAUUUAGAUGAAGUGAAGAAUGGGGAUCCACUUGUCAAUCUUGCCAAUGCUGGUAAUGAAGCGAAAAAGGCUAAUCAAUUUGUUCUCAGUCUUUGAAUACAUUCUAUUUGAAUUCAAUAUAAAGUAUAAAAACAAAAUGAUCAGCUUAUCAUGUAAUAUAUGCAAAGUAUAUAUGAUAAGAGAAAUAGUGAUUUUUCGAAAGCCGUAGUAAAAAACUUGUUUAAAGUGAAGUCCAGCUCCACGUUCACCUAACAGAACCAGUGUAUGGCAAGAAUGGAGUGACCACAUGGAGGUUUUUUUGUUGGGUUUUUUUUUUUUACCUCCAUACACAGCUACUAAACUCGUUCAAUCUCUGGGGAGAAUGUUGUGAAUGAUGACCAUGUGUGAUAUUGUUGCUUUUUAUUGACUUGUGUUUCAUUCAGCGCUGUUUGUCUGUCAUGUUUUUUGUGAACCUCUUAGAAUUUUGUGCUUUUGUGUCUGCUCAACAUUAGCUCCUUCGACCGUUUCUUUUUUUUUUUUUUUCGGCAAAGGACAGCCAUGCAAGUUUUAUGAAAGGCGAAUGUUCCUUCAAUUUUCACACAAGCCCACUUUAGACUAGAUUGACACAUGAAAUAGGACGUAAUUAUCUUCUCUUUUUUUUUAAAGUAAUGUCUAUAAUAUAUAUAAUUAAAAAAAACAAAGAGACAUUAUGAUUCAUUAGAGUAAUAGAGUAGAAUAUAAUAUAUUCUUUAAAACUGCCUGUAAGUAUAGUCAUACAUGAAUGCAUAGAAUUUGAAUUUGUAAACUUGUUUUGUUGGUGUAAAGUAAAGUUAAAACUUUUUAAAAAUUUAAAUCCUUGUAGCCAUGUCUAGUAGUUGUAUUGGUCCAACAUUGAAAGAUUCAUGAAGAUUGGGGGGUGAGGGGGAUUAAUGGAUCUGCUUUUAUUGGCUUCCUUCAGUUGUAGAACAGUAGUGAAACGGAACCUGGGUAUAAAGCUAUGGUUGGAACGAUGUAACCCACAACGGUUGCCCCCACUCCACGCAGUAAGUGUGGAAAUAAAUAAUCUAUGUAUAAGGUUAUAAAUUACUUGUUAUUAGUGCAGAACCAAGACAUCUUGUGUAUAUGUGUGUGUGCAGUAUGAAUCUUGGUCUCAAUAAAUAGAUUAUGUGCCGGAUAUACACACAUUUGUCUAUUAACACUGGUGUAUAAUUGUAUAAGUUAUCUCUAUAUAAGUUUCUUUUUGUGUGAAGGUAUGGCUGAGUCAUGUUUUAUUGGUAAUACUAUGUAUUAAUACAUUCUGAAUGUAUAGCUACAUAAUGCGACUUAACUAAAACAUCUUCUAUAAUCUUCUUUGUCAUUCAGUCAAGGAUUAAAUUCUAAUCCUAUUAGUAGGAAUACAAAUAUUUGUGUUAGACAAACUAAGCUGUGAACCACACCACAUAUAAACUUGAAGAAAUAGACUUUAUAGUGUUUAUUGUUCUAUGUAUUUGUAUAUAUCUACAUAUAUAUAUAUUCAUAUAUUAUGAAUCUGUACAAUAUUGGAAUAAAGAAAUAUAAACUUGCACUUUUUUCUCUCCGACUGUUAAUAAUAGUUUAUUUGAUAUCAUUUUAUAGAUAUUGUGCACAAAUAGAAGAAGAAACAUUACACCAAUACCUUGUAUAAAAGCCACAAUUUAUUGAUUACAUGUUCUUGUAUAUUGGAGUUCGUAUCAUUGCAAGGACUGGGCAACUAAGGUUAAGUUGUUUAAAGUUGAGUUUAUUUUGUAAUUAUUGGUAAUAAUUAAAAGGCUAAUUUAUAUUGGCUUGCUAUAUAAGGAUGACUUUUGAAAUUUUGUCUAAGAAUUUUAUUUUGAAAACUUUUUAUUAGAUCUAUAGUGCCCAUUCCUACAACUGAAGGCCAGUAUAUAUGGUAUUAAAAAGAUGGCAUAGAGGAGCUUUACAAGCCGGCUCUUUUGCUCUGUACUUAUGUAUGCUCAGUGAAAAGUAAUGCAUAAAAAAAGAAUCAUUUUGUAAGUUCUUCCAACCUAAUGGAUCUAGAUAGACAUUGAAUGGUGGUUGUGCUAACAAGAGUGAGACAUGUUUUUUAAAUGCUUUUUUUUUUCUUAAUGAAACUGCUAUUUAAGAGAUUUUCUUGUGGCGGUAACUGCUUUGCAAGACAAGUAUAUUUCUAGUUAAAAAGUUAUAUGAAGAUGUCAGUGACUCCCAUUUUCAAGUGUUUCAGUCCAGCACAAGUUGUUCCAAGACAGCUGCAUGUUUUCUUAUGAAACUAAUGUUACUACUGCCACUGUCCUUUUUUGUUUUCUGCUUUGACCAACCUCUUGACUGUCGAGCAUACGUUUUAUGCGGAGGAUAAUAAUGCCAUCCCAUGUCCUUUUUGUUUUCUGCUUUGACCAACCUCUUGGACUGUCGAGCAUACGUUUUAUGCCGAGGAUAAACUAAUGCCAUCCCAUGCCCUUUUUGUUUUCUGCUUUGACCAGCCUCUUGGACUGUCGAGCAUAAGUUUUAUACCAUUAAUCUACCAUGUUUUGCUAUGCAUGAUCAUACCAAUUUAUGAUAUGUAUGCUAUACAUUAAAUGUGAUCAUGGUUUUCAUUUCU
This is a messenger RNA of Biomphalaria glabrata, 5457 nucleotides long. Its product is annotated as serine-rich adhesin for platelets-like. The record is from RefSeq and is a predicted model, not a curated record. The transcript has 6 exons. Gene Ontology annotation, molecular function: DNA binding; zinc ion binding. The coding region runs from base 139 to 1371 and encodes 410 amino acids. Lineage: Eukaryota; Metazoa; Mollusca; Gastropoda; Planorbidae.